Cygnus atratus (black swan) is the source of this 6002-nucleotide messenger RNA. It is a transcript of the gene LRP6, whose product is annotated as LDL receptor related protein 6. The record is from RefSeq and is a predicted model, not a curated record. Gene Ontology annotation, molecular function: Wnt receptor activity; Wnt-protein binding. Gene Ontology annotation, biological process: Wnt signaling pathway involved in somitogenesis; receptor-mediated endocytosis involved in cholesterol transport; canonical Wnt signaling pathway. Lineage: Eukaryota; Metazoa; Chordata; Aves; Anseriformes; Anatidae.
CUGCGCCUGUGCGCGCCCGGAGGAGCCGCGGGGAGCGCUCGGGCUCGGGCUCGGGGGGUGGAUGGCGAACGGCCGCGGCCAGGCGGCGGCCGGCAUGGGGGAGAGCGGCGGCGCGGCGGGGCGAGCGGCCUGCUAGGGGGUGCCUCGCUGCCCCGGCCUUCCUCCUUCUCUUCUUCCUCCUCCUCCUCCUCCUCUCCCCGCCGGCCGGGAAGCAUGAACGGGCAGCGGGGGUGCUGCUCCUCGCCGCCGCCCCGCCGGUGAGAGCGCGGAGCGAGGGAAGAUGGGGGCCGUCCUGCGCAGCCUGCUUGCCUGCAGUUUUUGUUCCCUGAUGAGAGCUGCCCCGCUGUUGCUGUACGCAAACCGACGUGACCUGCGGCUGGUGGACGCUGCACACGGGAAGGAGAACGCCACUGUGAUCGUGGGUGGCCUAGAGGACGCAGCAGCAGUGGACUUCGUGUUUGUGAAGGGGCUGAUAUACUGGAGUGAUGUAAGUGAAGAAGCCAUUAAACGAACAGAGUUCAAUAAGUCUGGGAGUGUACAAAAUGUGGUAAUCUCUGGACUUUUGUCACCUGAUGGGCUGGCAUGUGACUGGCUGGGAGAGAAAUUAUACUGGACGGAUUCUGAAACAAAUCGGAUUGAAGUUUCCAAUUUAGACGGAUCACUGAGGAAAGUUUUGUUUUGGCAAGAAUUGGAUCAACCCAGAGCAAUUGCCUUAGAUCCUGCAAGAGGAUUCAUGUACUGGACAGACUGGGGAGAAGUGCCAAAGAUAGAACGUGCUGGGAUGGAUGGUUCAAGCCGCUCCAUUAUAGUCAACACGGACAUUUAUUGGCCAAAUGGAUUGACGUUGGAUUAUGAGGAACAGAAACUUUAUUGGGCAGAUGCUAAACUGAAUUUCAUCCACAAAUCAAAUCUCGAUGGAAGUCAUCGGCAAGCGGUGGUUAAAGGCUCCCUUCCACAUCCUUUUGCUUUGACGCUGUUUGGGGACAUGUUGUACUGGACGGACUGGAACACACAUUCAAUCUUGGCCUGCAGCAAGUACUCUGGGGAGGACCUGCGUGAAAUACAUUCCAACAUCUUCUCUCCCAUGGAUAUCCAUGCUUUCAGCCAAAAGAGGCAGCCAAAUGCUACAAACCCAUGUGGAAUUAAUAAUGGUGGCUGCUCCCACUUGUGUUUGAUGUCUCCUACCAAGCCCUCUUAUCAGUGUGCAUGUCCCACUGGUGUGAAACUUCUUGAGAAUGGAAAGACCUGCAAAGAUGGUGCCACUGAAUUGCUGCUUCUAGCCCGCCGGACAGAUUUGAGGCGGAUUUCAUUAGACACCCCAGAUUUUACUGACAUCGUUUUACCACUAGAGGACAUCCGUCAUGCCAUCGCCAUUGACUUUGAUCCUCUGGAAGGGUACAUCUAUUGGACCGACGAUGAAGUUAGAGCCAUUCGCCGCUCACUUAUCGAUGGGUCAGGUAGCCAGUUUGUUGUCACAGCACAGAUUGCUCAUCCUGAUGGCAUUGCUGUGGACUGGGUUGCCCGAAAUCUAUAUUGGACUGACACUGGCACAGACCGUAUUGAAGUUACAAGGCUUAAUGGGACCAUGAGAAAAAUCUUGAUAUCAGAAGACCUGGAAGAACCCAGAGCUAUUGUGCUGGAUCCUAUGGUUGGGUACAUGUACUGGACCGACUGGGGAGAAAUCCCAAAGAUCGAGAGGGCAGCAUUAGAUGGCUCAGACAGGAUUGUGCUGGUAAACACCUCACUUGGCUGGCCAAAUGGACUGGCAUUGGAUUAUGAAGAAAACAAAAUAUACUGGGGAGAUGCCAAAACAGACAAAAUAGAGGUCAUGAAUGCUGAUGGAACUGGGAGAAGAGUUCUGGUGGAGGACAAGCUGCCUCAUAUCUUUGGAUUCACGUUGCUGGGAGACUAUGUUUAUUGGACAGACUGGCAAAGACGCAGUAUUGAACGUGUGCAUAAAAGAACAGCAGAAAGAGAGAUCAUCAUAGAUCAACUGCCUGAUCUAAUGGGCCUCAAAGCUACAAAUGUCCUCCAGAUAAUUGGUACAAACCCAUGUGCAGAGGAUAAUGGCGGUUGCAGCCAUCUUUGUCUGUACAGACCACAAGGCCUUCGCUGUGCUUGCCCCAUAGGCUUGGAGCUCAUCAAUGAUAUGAAGACCUGCAUUGUCCCAGAGGCUUUCCUGCUGUUUUCCCGGAGAGCAGACAUCAGACGGAUCUCUUUAGAAACGAACAACAACAAUGUUGCUAUUCCACUCACUGGAGUUAAGGAAGCUUCUGCUCUAGAUUUUGAUGUGACAGAUAAUCGAAUAUACUGGACUGACAUUUCAUUGAAGACCAUCAGCAGGGCAUUUAUGAAUGGCAGUGCACUGGAACAUGUUGUAGAGUUUGGCUUGGAUUACCCUGAAGGCAUGGCUGUAGAUUGGCUGGGGAAGAACUUGUAUUGGGCUGAUACUGGAACAAAUCGCAUAGAAGUGUCAAAGCUGGAUGGACAGCAUCGACAAGUGUUGGUGUGGAAAGAUCUUGACAGUCCCCGGGCACUGGCAUUGGACCCUGCUGAGGGGUUUAUGUACUGGACUGAAUGGGGUGGUAAGCCGAAGAUUGAUAGAGCUGCUAUGGAUGGCAGUGAGCGGACUACUCUUGUACCGAAUGUGGGACGUGCUAACGGCCUAACUAUUGAUUAUGCUAAAAGACGACUGUACUGGACUGACCUCGAUACCAACCUGAUAGAAUCCUCCAACAUGCUAGGCCUUGACCGUGAGAUUAUAGCUGAUGACCUGCCUCACCCAUUUGGCCUGACUCAGUAUCAGGAUUACAUUUACUGGACAGACUGGAGCCGGCGUAGCAUUGAACGAGCCAACAAGACCAGUGGCCAGAACAGAACUAUCAUCCAAGGGCAUUUGGAUUAUGUUAUGGACAUCUUGGUCUUCCAUUCCUCCAGGCAGGCAGGCUGGAAUGAGUGUGCCUCUAGUAAUGGUCACUGCUCUCAUCUCUGCUUAGCAGUCCCUGUCGGUGGUUUUGUCUGCGGGUGCCCAGCUCACUACUCCUUGAAUGCUGACAACAGGACUUGUAGUGCUCCUACAACCUUUCUUUUGUUCAGUCAGAAGAAUGCAAUUAAUCGCAUGGUGAUAGAUGAACAGCAGAGCCCAGAUAUCAUACUCCCUAUACAUAGUCUCAGAAAUGUUCGAGCCAUCGACUACGACCCCCUGGAUAAACAGCUGUAUUGGAUUGAUUCUCGGCAGAACAUCAUUAGGAAGGCACAGGAAGAUGGCAGCCAGAGCCUCACUGUUGUGACAAGUCCAGUUCCCAACCAGAACUUAGACAUGCAGCCUUAUGACCUGAGCAUUGACAUCUACAGCCGCUAUAUCUACUGGACCUGUGAAGCUACUAAUGUGAUCAAUGUGACACGCCUGGAUGGGAGACCCAUGGGAGUGGUGCUCAAAGGAGAUCAAGACCGGCCCAGAGCCAUUGUGGUGAAUCCAGAGAAAGGAUACAUGUAUUUCACCAACCUACAGGAAAGGUCUCCUAAAAUUGAGAGAGCAGCAUUGGAUGGAACUGAACGAGAGGUCCUUUUUUUCAGCGGUUUGAGCAAGCCCAUAGCCUUAGCUAUUGACAGCCAGCUAGGCAAGUUGUUCUGGGCUGAUUCAGACCUGCGAAGAAUUGAAAGCAGUGACCUUUCAGGUGCUAACCGAAUUGUUUUGGAAGACUCUAAUAUCUUGCAGCCUGUGGGACUAACUGUAUUUGAAAACUGGCUGUAUUGGAUUGACAGGCAACAGCAGAUGAUUGAAAAGAUUGAUAUGACUGGUCGAGAAGGACGUACAAAGGUCCAAGCUCGUAUUGCACAACUUAGUGACAUUCAUGCUGUGAAAGAGCUUAACAUUCAGGAAUACAGACAACACCCUUGUUCUCAAGAUAAUGGUGGUUGCUCACACAUUUGCAUUGUGAAGGGCGACGGCACCACGCGCUGCUCUUGCCCAGUCCACCUUGUUCUGCUGCAGGAUGAGCUGUCCUGCGGAGAACCACCAACUUGCUCCCCUCAGCAGUUCACCUGUUUCACAGGUGAGAUUGACUGCAUCCCAGUGGCCUGGCGCUGUGAUGGUUUCACUGAAUGUGAGGACCACAGUGAUGAAAAAAACUGUCCGGUGUGCUCGGACACCCAGUUCCAGUGUGAAAGCGGACAGUGCAUAGACAGUGCCCUCCGGUGCAAUGGAGAAGCAAAUUGCCAAGACAACUCAGAUGAGAAAAACUGUGAAGUGCUUUGUUUAACUGAUCAGUUCCGCUGUGCCAGUGGGCAGUGCAUUGGUAAAAGCAAGAAAUGUGAUCACAACCUGGACUGUAGUGACAGCUCGGAUGAACAAGGAUGCUACACGACAGAGGAGCCUGCUCCACAGCCCAACAACACGAUAGGCUCCAUCAUUGGUGUGAUCCUCACAGUUUUUGUGGUUGGAGCAAUGUACUUCAUCUGCCAGAGGGUGUUAUGCCCACGCAUGAAGGGAGAUGGGGAAACAAUGACCAAUGAUUAUGUGGUGCAUGGACCAGCCUCUGUACCUCUUGGUUAUGUGCCUCACCCGAGCUCUUUGUCAGGAUCCCUUCCUGGGAUGUCUCGAGGUAAAUCUGUGAUCAGCUCCCUCAGCAUUAUGGGGGGGAGCAGCGGGCCACCCUAUGACAGGGCCCAUGUCACUGGAGCCUCUUCCAGCAGUUCUUCAAGUACCAAAGGCACUUACUUUCCUCCAAUUUUGAACCCACCACCUUCACCAGCUACUGAACGUUCACAUUAUACCAUGGAAUUUGGUUAUUCUUCAAACAGCCCAUCCACUCAUAGAUCCUACAGCUACAGGCCUUACAGCUACCGGCAUUUUGCACCUCCCACGACCCCCUGCAGCACAGAUGUCUGCGACAGUGACUAUGCCCCCAGCCGAAGGGUGACGACAGCAACAGCCAAGGGCUACACUAGUGACUUGAACUAUGAUUCGGAGCCUGUCCCUCCGCCUCCGACUCCGCGUAGCCAGUACCUGUCGGCAGAGGAGAACUAUGAGAGCUGCCCACCCUCCCCGUACACGGAGCGGAGCUACUCGCACCAUCUCUACCCACCACCGCCAUCCCCCUGCACAGACUCCUCAUGAGGGGCAGCCCCCCUCUCCGUUAUCCGCCUCUGUCGUGAAAGUGUAAAUACAAAAUGUUCUGCUGGGGAGGGGGGAGGGAGCUCUCGGUGAGGGAUGAGGUAGGACAGUGUACAGUUAAAUGUUAUUAAGUGGGGUGGAGGAAUCCUGGAGAUAUUUGUACAGAAGAGAGAAAAAAAGGAUAUUUAUAUAUUUUCUUAAACAGCAACUGCUGCUUGUGCCAUAAGAAGAAGAAUUUUUGUAUAAAAGAACCCAGACAUUUGUACAAAAAGUUUUUAUUUUUGCAAACGGAACUCAAAAACAUGCCUUAAUCCAGUGAAGUGACUGAGCACAUAAGGAAAUGGAAGAACCAGGAUGUGUCACUUGUCCAGUGAGGUGAGAUGUUGUGGGGUUUGUCAAUACCAAAUAUGUUUAAAGUAAUUAAUAAUAAAGAAGUCCAUCUCAGAGCAGCAUACCAUAGAUACUUGGAAGUAGCCAAAUAACCUCUAUAUUAACUACAGAGGGCCAGCAACUAAAGUUAAACUUGAAAACGCAGUCAGGACAGAUAUUAACCUUACAUAAAGGGCUUUGUUUUCUACAGGAAUACAGCAAUCGUAGCAGUGAAUCCAGAAAAAUAAUCACACUUUUUUUUUUUUUUUUUUAAAGAAGACACCUCUGUUUUUCUUAAUGCAUUUACCAAACUAGAGCAUUUAGAGCUCUCUCCUUGCUUCUAGAAUUUCAAUGAUUUUGGUUGGGUAUAUUUUAAAGUGUGCUUUCUUAACACUGUUUAGCUUUUCUCAUCUCUUCUGCAUCCUUUCUUCCUUCCCAUGUCACUUUAAUCAUAUAAUCCUAAUUUAAAAUACUGCUAGAAUUGGGCUGCUGUAAAUUCUUUUUUUCCCCUCCUAAU